UGUCAGUCACGACAAUUUUGUUUACAAACAAAUAACAUUGGAAUUUUUGUUUUGAUAUUUUCAAAGUUAUUAUUAAUUUUUUAAAUAUAAAAUAAAAAUUAUGUACCAAUAAAUCGAAAAUUUGAAAAAAAAAAUGACUUCAAAUAAUGACUUAAGUCAUCACAAGCAACAAGAAUAUUGCACAACUCGUCCCAGAUACAGACAAGGAAAGAAAUUAACUGCUGUUAAGGUCUAUACAAUCGCCAGUGAAUCUAUUCACUUGCUUGUGUUUGGUGUUCCAAAAGUCAACUUACAAAGCGACGUUAGACGAACUUUUUUAAGACACGGACCAAUACAAUUUAUACGAUGUGUUACAAAGGAAAUUGGAGAGAAAAUGGAAUUGGAAAUAUUUACGGAUGUUUUUCAUAUAAAAUUUGAAAAACUUGAACAUGCAAGACGAGCAAAACGUUUCCUAGAUGCUCAACAAUUCUACGGUGGCAUUUUGCAUAUAUCCUAUGCCCCAGAGUAUGAAAGUGGUGAUGAAAUUCGUGCCAAAUUAGCAAAGCGUAGAAUGGAAGUUAAUUAUCAUGUAAGAAAAAACCAAAGGGAUUUAGAAGAACAUCAGGCGGGGGUUAAAAAUCAAAAUAGCUAAUAUUUGUUUUUAUUUUGUAGUAAAUUUGUUAAAAUUUUAACAACUAAAUAAAUUAAAUGUUAAAAUGUUUUCUAAUUCUA
Molecule: messenger RNA, 711 nt
Organism: Episyrphus balteatus (marmalade hoverfly)
Lineage: Eukaryota; Metazoa; Arthropoda; Insecta; Diptera; Syrphidae
Product: RNA-binding protein 48
Exons: 3
Coding region: 134-631 (165 amino acids)
Cellular component (GO): nucleoplasm
Molecular function (GO): nucleic acid binding
Source: RefSeq, a predicted model, not a curated record